This is a messenger RNA of Sclerotinia trifoliorum, 4450 nucleotides long. Lineage: Eukaryota; Fungi; Ascomycota; Leotiomycetes; Helotiales; Sclerotiniaceae. The record is from the annotation of a GenBank genome assembly.
ACCCUCACCACUCAAUCCGUCCAAUAUCACGAUUCACAAAAGAAGUGCUAACUCCACAUCCUGAAGACUAAAAUCUUGUCGCAAUCAGGUAUACUUUCUUUCAUUUUUCCUGAAUAUCGCAAAAGUAGUUACUCUACGUAGGGAGAAAGCAGAAGAACAUACGGAGUUCUUUUUCUUUUCAACCAUUGGAUCGUAUCUCUCGAGUGAACAGGAGGACGUGACGACUAAGCAAUAAGAAAAAGGAACGGCAAAAGACAAACCGGAACCUUGGAAACAAGAUAUCAGAUCACCCUCUUUAUAAUUCCCUUUUUUUGAUUCAUUUCGUCUUCACGGAGUACUUCCCUUUGCCCGCAUUCUCAAAUUAAUAUUACAUCCAUCCAAUCCAAUCCAAUCCAACCUUUACAACAAGCCAAACCUCAUCAUCGUCUCUUCCUCUUCAUCCUUCACACGCCUACAAUUAUUUUGUUUGUGCGACCUCGACCAAUCCACGAAACCAAUUGCAGAAAAGUCUUAGUCGGCGGGGUUGAUCAUCCAAAACACUCACACACUCAAGCACAACACAUCAGGGCAACUGAAGCGCCACAUUCUCACCCCUCGACUUAUUAACCCUACGACCGAUUACCCCAUAUCUACUUUGUUUCGUUGCCUCACUACUACUCAUCAUCACAAAACAAAACACCUGCAAAACAUAAUUCGAUCCUUUUGGCUGCAGUCAGAUAUUCACUCUGCAGCUAUCCGUCGACUACCUAGCCAUUGGUAGCCAGCCUUAGACUUCCAAGACCUGCAUCCUUGAGUUCGGGCAUUUUAUUUUACGAUUUUAAUGUUUGUUACCACCACUUCCGCCUAUUGUACAACUUUUAUAUCUGUCUUGAGGGAUUGAGCUGGCAGCGGCGUUCAUAACAUCUUGAUUAGCUAACUGUUACACUGCUUUUCCGCUAGACCAAAAUUUACGAAAAAGCUGACAAUAACAAUCUCGAGUCAAAUCGAGUCCAAAUUUUUGGUGGCCAUUUCGAGUCAUCAUUCCGCCCACUUUCUACUCUUAUCUGUCGCUACAUCAACCGCAACUUCAAAGGUUUUCAAAUAAAUCGAAAAUCAUACACCUGCAUACCAAAUAAUACUAUUUCGAUACAAAAAUAAUCAAAAUGAGUGACCGAUACACCAGACAUACACGACCAAGGUCACCAACUUACAACCCUGCGCGGGCCAGUCUCCCAGUUGACUUGUCGUACAACAAUCAUUCCUCGGGAUCACAUUCUCACCAUCAUCAUGUCGUACCCUUAUCUCGACACGAAAAUCCUCGAAGCAGCAGCUCAAGCUUUAAUUCUUCUAAUGUCCCGAUUACUACCACAACAUACAAAGUCAAACCUGAUCAUCGUUCUGGUAGUCGCACUCGCAGCAGUACGGUUGAUUCUCGACCUAAUGCUCAUACCGUUUUCACCUCAAUUCCGAAGCAUCCAGCCGUUGUUCAUACUUCGAGUGUGAGACCUGCCAGUCCAUCCAUCAAGAAUCCAUAUCGCUCUAGCCAAGAGGAAUAUUAUACAAUUCCAGCUUCAUCUCGAAAUGAUAGAAGUUCUCACCACCACAACAGAUAUAGUGCUUCUAUGGAUAAUGCCGAUGUGAGCAGAUUGACCAGAGAAUCCCAAGGACAUAGAGACCCAAGUCAUCUCCGAAUUGGUAUUCCUGGCAGCAGGGACAUUCCAUCGUAUGUUCCUACCCCAACAACUUCUUCAUCAUACAUACCUACCCCAAUAACUGCAUCAACGUAUACCCCACUAUCUACUCCAGCAUACGCCACAACCACAACCACUAUUACCAAACCUCGUGGACCAAUAUAUACAGGAAACCUGGUACGACACCCUGAUACCGUUGCAGAUGAUUAUGGUGAAGAUGGUUACGGAUAUACAAAUCCUAAAGAUUUGGUUCAGUACGAUUUAAACAAUAGCAAUCCAAGACAUUCACGUAGGGAAAGUUUUGAUACUAGAUCAGCUAGACCCUCUAGUGCUAGUAUGGCGGGUUCCACUGGUUUUGGUGAGACUGUUCAGUCCCCAAGAUCCUAUGAUACUAGAGAGCGUGGCCCACCACCAACUACUCGUGGAUUUGACAGAAUUCAAUCAUGGGAUACUCAACCAGCUGCCGUUCGAAUGCCCGUUCCUCAUGUCGCACCUAUUGAACCAAUUCAACGACCAAUACGCAUAGAUCCACCUGCGGGAUACGAGAGUGAAGGAUCUCAACGACGAACUUCUACCAGGCGCCCCGUUUCUACGUACCAGGAGAGAGACAUCAGACAUAGCCCUAGAGAUGAAUAUUAUGGACCACGAGAUGAAGAAAUGCGAGAGCGAAGACCACAGCAUAGACACGAGAGAUACGACGAUACUGUUGAGCAACGUGGUUUUGGAUUGCGUCCUGAGAGAACAGAAAGACCAGCCAGUCGAAACGAGAGAUCAGAAAGACCGGCCAGUCGAGCCGAAAGAUCAGAAAGAUCAGAAAGACCAGCUAGUAGGGCAGAAAGAACAGAGAGAAGUGAAAGAAGUGAGAGACACGAAAGAUCCGAUAGACACGAUAGAUCCCCAAGAAAUGAACGUGAGGAUGAUCGCCGCGAGAAGAAGUCUAGUACCCAGGAGAAGAUUGCAACAGGACUUAGCAUUGCUUCUGCUGCUCUUAGUCUGGGAGCUAUGGCAAAUACUAUGAUGCCCGAUGACCGUGAUGAUAGAGAUGAUGAAAGAAGACGCAAGGAUUACAGCGAUGAUUCACGCAGAAGACGUGAGCGUGUUGACUCUCGGGAUUCCUCUGAAUCUGAUAGGCCAGAUCGCAAGGAAAGGAGCGGGAGAAUUCAUCACGAUGAGAGAGAAUCUGGAGAAUCACUUGGUAGAGAACCCAAGGAGAGACUUCACAGAGAUAAAGGUGAAGUUACACCACCAUUACCUCCACGUCCUCGCGAAGAAGAAGGUUUACCUCAACCGAGAAAAGAAAGAAGUCGAGAAGAAAUUUCUCCCGAUCCACAUGACGUUACUAGAGAUGGCAAAGAUAAACGAUCGCCAGACAACGAUUUUGUCGAUUUAACUGGUCGCAAUCCUAAGGAAAAAUUAAACUCUCAAGAUGAUCGUCCUCGUAGUGACGUAGCAUCAACCGGUGCUACUCAGGAUAUUCAUUCAGACACCUCAGAUGAAGGAACAAAUCAUCAUCGAAGACCUAGACGUAUAUCUGGAGCUUCAACUGCACCAUUUAAUCCUAGAGAUACUAUGGAUCUAAAAGCAUUGAAAGCUGCACUUGCUGAUCAAGAUACUCCUGCUGAUAAAGAGCCUGUACCAGUAUUGGCUCCUAAACAAUCUGCUCAAGAACCUACUUUGGCACCAGCCAGUAAGCCACUUGGUAGAAGAUCUAUCACCAAAGAUAUGAGUGAGGUAGCGGAAUUGAGAGCUGAACUCAACCGUGAAGAGCGAGGUCGACGUGAACCAUUGGCACCUACAACAGGUGAAAAUAAACAACUCCGAGUCGUUUCACCACCAAGAGAGAAAGUUGAAGAGAAACCUGAAAAACCUGCCAUCAAGGGUAUUUUAAGGCAACCACGUGAGAAGUUUCCGGAGGAUCCCGCUCCAAUUCGUGAAGGUGUUGCUCCAUUGAAAGAUGCCAAGAAAGAUGGUGUACCUCCUGAUGCACGCUGGACUAAGAUUGCUAGAAAGUUGGUUAAUCCAGCUGCAUUAGAAGUUGGCAAGGAAAGAUUUGAAGCUAGGGAUGAUUUUGUGAUUGUACUUAGGGUGUUGAGUCGUGAAGAAAUUCAAGCUUACGCUACUGCUACUCAACAAAUUCGAGGUAUGUUCUUUUGAGAUUUAUAGAUUGAGUAAAUGGCUAAUCAUUUUUUACAGCUGCUAGAGAAGAAAUAGAAGAAGAAGCAGAUCGUGCUCGUCGUCGUGCAAAACGUGAAAAUCGUGAAAGACGUAAUCGUAAAAGAGAAGAACAUGGUCGAAGUCGUCAUCAUCAUAGCGAAUCUGAUACUUCUGAAUCAUAUGAAGAUGAUAGACCAAGGAUGUUAGAAGCUGCUCCACCUGGAUCUAGUAGACGAGCUACAUUUGGAGAUGAUGCUUUGAUGAGUGGUGGAUAUGGUUCUGAGAGAGAUAGAGUUGAGAUUGGAAGAUGAGGCAUCUGAGAUGAGGCAUUUGAAUGAAGAGAGAUUUUUAAACGAAGAAAUGGAAAUGAGGCACUACAGGGAUUAUUAUUGUCAGCAUUCAGCACUUUAUAUGGCCAUAUCAUAUCACAUCAUUUGCAUUUUCGAAAUUAGCGAUUAGGAUUUCGGGUUUUGAUAGGUUAUACCGAUGGAAAUAGGAAUGGAUUGAGUUGGAAGAAAAAGUGUAAUGAUAUCAGUUGAGGAGAGGAGGGAAAUCGGGGGAUGAUCGAAUAAAUAUCGGUGGGAGAAAUGUGUGUAAGAGAGUGGAAUGUAUAUUAGUAUAUAAGA